ACAUUCCAUCACACAGAUAUAGAGGCUGAGUGUCAAGACGACUACAUGAAAAUACGGAUUGGCUUUAACUCCACCUUCAGCGGGCUAGUGUAUUCGGCAGGCUAUGCUUAUGAUCCUGACUGCAUGUACAUAAAUGGUUCAGGUCGAGACUAUUAUGAGUUCUACAUUCAGUUAAAUCGCUGCGGAACUUUGGGAAAAAAUGCACUUCAUGACGAAAAGAGGAAAAAUCCAACUAACUUUAUGUGGAACACUGUGACAGUUCAAUACAACCCGCUUAUAGAAGAAGAAUACGAUGAACAUUUCAAAGUCACUUGCGAGUAUGGCUAUGAUUUUUGGAAGACGGUCACUUUUCCAUUUUUAGAUGUUGAAGUAGCGACUGGUAAUCCUGUCGUCUUUACUCUAAGUCCCCCUGAGUGCUACAUGGAAAUACAAAAUGGAUACGGUAUCGGCGGACCACGUGUCACCGGACCAGUGCGUGUCGGCGACCCACUUACUUUGAUCAUUUACAUGCGCAGCAAAUACGAUGGCUUUGACAUCGUGGUAAAUGAUUGCUAUGCUCACAAUGGUGCUAACAAGAGAAUCCAGCUCAUAGAUGAAUACGGCUGUCCAGUUGAUGAUAAAUUAAUUUCACGUUUCCGUGGUUCGUGGUCAGAAUCCGGAGUAUUCGAAACACAGGUGUACGCUUAUAUGAAGACUUUCCGCUUUACUGGAUCGCCAGCCCUUUAUAUUGAAUGCGAUGUUCGAAUGUGUCAUGGCCGAUGCCCUAGCCAGCCAUGCCACUGGAGAAAUUUGAAAGCUGUGACUAAACGUGACAUAUCCAAUUCAACGGCAUCGGACUUAAAAUCAGCCGUGAUGCCAGCAACGACGCCAUCAGUAGAAGUAGCUGCUACGCUUUCAGAUUUAUCACUUGAUUCUAAAAUCACUGCAGAAGAGGUCAACACAGUAAAACCAGAUGGCUCGUUGUCGGAGAAUGUCAACCUCUUUCAAUCGCUGAGGGUACUGCAAGAAGGAGAAUCUGACGGUGAUGACAUUUACUCAUAUGCCCACCGCUUAGAGCCCCCUAAACAUCAAACCUGCCUAAAAACGUCAACGUUUUCGGCGCUUACUGUUACAUUUUCGGUGGUGAUGUGUGUACUUUCAGGUGCAUUAAUGUUGACAUGUUCUCGUCUCAAGCAACGCAGCAAGGGUGCAUCUUUAUAUGAUACAUACAUCACUCAUAAAGGUCAAAUCGAUUAAUGACACCUAC
Messenger RNA from Rhagoletis zephyria (snowberry fruit fly), 1246 nucleotides. RefSeq lists its product as uncharacterized. The record is from RefSeq and is a predicted model, not a curated record. Lineage: Eukaryota; Metazoa; Arthropoda; Insecta; Diptera; Tephritidae.